Daucus carota subsp. sativus is the source of this 1914-nucleotide messenger RNA. RefSeq lists its product as uncharacterized. The transcript is spliced from 4 exons. The coding region runs from base 188 to 1756 and encodes 522 amino acids. The record is from RefSeq and is a predicted model, not a curated record. Gene Ontology annotation, cellular component: outer membrane. NCBI's taxonomy places the organism in Eukaryota, Viridiplantae, Streptophyta, Magnoliopsida, Apiales, Apiaceae.
AAACUAUUUGUUUCACUUUCACCAGAUAAGUUAUUAGCCAAAAAGCUUUACUAGUAUCUCAUCCGUGUACUAUGUAUUGUAUUCUAUGAAACAUUACACAAAAGUAGAGAUCCCAGUACCUUACUUGUUGAGACGACGGAUAUAGAAGCUACAGUGCACACAACUCGUCUCCUACUCUUCCAAAUCAAUGUCUCUUUCCGGCGAAGAAUCCGAGGACCACCGUAAUCCUUCACUAGAAAUCGACGACGACGAUGACGAUGAUGAAGAAGAAUAUUACGAUGACGACGAAGAAGACGACGAUGAUGACGAAACACUCCUCGAUGAAUCAGAAACACAGUUCAACACAUCCAAAGCGGAGACUCUGUUCCGCCAAAUCUACUCCUCAAAUGCUCCGUUACGAGUUAACAAAAUUGUGAUCAACGGCAAUUGUAAAACUAAGGACUCUGUGAUUAAAUCGGAAUUUAGAGCCCUAGAAACUGCCACUUCACUCCAGGAGCUGUUUCAGGCCGCUAGUGUUGCCAAAGAUCGGAUGAGGCAGUUAGAAUUGUUUGAUUCGGUUAAUAUUACUUUCGAUUCGGGUCCAUCGGAAUUGAGUGGGACUACUAAUGUCAUUGUGGAUGUUGUUGAGGACCGGAAACGCCUCAAUUGUGAUUUUCGUGUUUUCUCUCUGCCUGAGGCUAAGUCAUGGCCACUUGAAGGAUCACUGAAGCUGAAAAACUUGUUGGGGUAUGGGGAUCUUUGGGAUGGUUCCCUUGCAUAUGGUUGUGACCAAAUGCCAGAGGUUUCUGCUGGUGUAUCUCUACCCCAAUUUACCGGGUUAUUUGGUCCUUUAAAGGCUAGAGUAUCGCUGCUUUCCCAAGAUCGCCUGGAGUUCGCUUCUUUUAAGGAGCAGUCAUUGGGCUUAUCUCUUGGCCUUUUAUCUAAUAAUAAUCACGAUGUUGCAUGCAAUUUCUCUUUGCAUACUUCAAUAGAUCCUUCAGAAAUGUCAUCUACAUCAAUAAGAGGGCAGCUUAAGCAUGGUUUAAACUCUGAUUUGAGGUACACAUUCAAAAUUGACAAGAGAAAUUCACCUUUACGGCCAACACGAGGAUUUGCUUUUGUAUCCGCUUCUCAAUUUGGUGGCCUUGUUCCUGAUUUUAGGAGUUCACGAUUUUUUCGCCAGGAGUUUGAUCUUCGAUGUGCUGUUCCUCUGGGUUUUUUCAAUGCUGCACUAAACUUUGGGAUUGCUAGCGGUGUACUUUUUUCGCAGGGAACUGGAUUCCUCAAUUUACCUUCUUAUUUGCCUGACAGAUACUUCUUAGGUGGCAAUUCUUCCCCAGUUUGCACGGUGGGAGGCCCAACAUCAUUGUUGGCUUUCAAGUCGAGGGGGUUUGUCCCUACAGAGCCAAAUACAGAAGCUAGGGCUAAUGAUGGAACUACUGAAAAUUCUUCCGGAAAAGAUUAUCUUGGAGGUGACCUGGCUGUUACCGCCUUUGCCGAUCUUUCUUUUGAUCUACCACUGCGAUUUAUUAGGGAGAAAGGUAUAUAUGGGCAUGCAUUUGCUCGAGCUGGGAGCCUUAAUAAAAUGACAGAGCAAUCAUUUCAAGAUAUGACUUCUAAGAAAUUCCUCGACUCAUUCCGAAGCUCUGUAGGAAUAGGGAUAAUUGUACCGACCAGACUAUUUCGCAUGGAGGUUAACUAUUGCCAAAUACUGAAAAAGCACGAAAAUGAUCAAGGAAAGACGGGCCUGCAGUUCAGCUUCUCUUCACCACUAUAACCUUUCAUUUAUUAUGUUUAAACCUGAGUUGGCACUCAAGUAGGAUAAUUUUUGUACUGAUCUUGUAUGUAUGGCAGCUCUGAUGUUUUCUGAUCUGGAAUGUACUCUGAAUACAUGAAUACAGGGUAAUAAGAUGUUAAGACAUUGAAAUGUGCAAA